Dentiscutata erythropus is the source of this 802-nucleotide messenger RNA. The record is from the annotation of a GenBank genome assembly. NCBI's taxonomy places the organism in Eukaryota, Fungi, Glomeromycota, Glomeromycetes, Diversisporales, Gigasporaceae.
GGAGUUUUAAUUCUCAAAGAAGCAACAAGAAUUGGAAAAUAUUUAAAAGCUGGUGAAAAAAAUAGAAAGAAAGACAUUAUUUCAGGUGUUAAAGGUCUUUUACAAAUAAAUAAACCUCAUUUUGAAGGUGUUGCAAGCAUUGAAGAUUCUGUUCGUUAUACUGGAAAAGACUAUAACAAAUGCUCAUUGCAUUAUAAAAAACCCAUUAAUCCAAAUGAUCCAAAAAGCAAAAUUAUGCACUGUCGAUGUGAUUAUUUUGAUCUAGACAAAUAUUGUGAAUGGUGCAAUGAAGGUUGUAAGAAAUAUAGAACUUGGGCAAAAUACAAUUCAGAAUCUGGACCUUUUGAAUUUGGAACUUAUAAGGCAAAAAAUAUUACAAAAACUAGAAAGAAUAAUAAUUCAAAUAAAACUCUUAAAGAUGAUUAUUUAGAAAAAGUUAUUCAAGAUAUCUUAGAUGGAAAGCUUACUAAAAAUCAAAUUCUUGUUAAAUAUGCAAAAAAAAACAAACAGUGGGUUAAAAACAAUCCAGGGUUUGUCGAAACUAUGUGUAAUGCUGUAAAAAAAGUAGAAAAUUUAAAUAAUAAUUAUGAAAGAUGUUGGAAAUCUUGCAAUAUUUAUGUUUUUGGUUAUCCUCGUACAGGAAAAUCAUAUUUUUUUCGUAUCCUAUUUCCCAAAGCAUAUGAGAAACCAAGCGAAGAUCCAAAGUGGUGGCCAAAUUUUAAUGGGCAAGAAGAAGUAAUUAUCAAUGAGAUAGAUGGAAAUUAUUUUAAAUGGAAAGAUUUAUUAAAUAUUUUAGAUCGUG